This is a messenger RNA of Dinoponera quadriceps, 16399 nucleotides long. RefSeq names its product basement membrane-specific heparan sulfate proteoglycan core protein (gene trol). NCBI's taxonomy places the organism in Eukaryota, Metazoa, Arthropoda, Insecta, Hymenoptera, Formicidae. The coding region runs from base 718 to 13722 and encodes 4334 amino acids. The record is from RefSeq and is a predicted model, not a curated record. Gene Ontology annotation, cellular component: plasma membrane. Gene Ontology annotation, molecular function: calcium ion binding; protein binding. The transcript is spliced from 60 exons.
CAACGUGGAGAAAGAGGAAGUCGGGCCGUGGACGCGGGACGAGGAGAGCGAGCGAGGAGAGAAAAAGAGAGAUAGGGCGACGAUAGAGAGAGAGAGAGAGAGAGUGAGAGAGAGAAAGAGAGUUGGACACGGCGGGGAGAGGGAAAACCACGGGGGCUUUUGAAAAAGUUUUAUCUUGUCGGCGCGCUUCGGCCUCUCAGACGCUACCGAACGCCGGUACGGUGUUGUUGGCCACGGUGUGCCGCGCGGGCCUCCUCGCCGACGAGUUUCGAGUAAAGAGAGAGAAAGAGAGAGAGAGAGAGAGAGAGAGAAAGAGCGGAAAGAGAUUGGAAGAAAGAGAGAGUUCCGGUCGUGUGCCGCGGUUUCCGGCCCCGGUCGGUCCUCCCGUCGCCAGCUUCCGUCCGCCCGCGCGCGCUCGAACGUCCGUGCGAGAGAGGAGCCGUCGAGGAGGAGACGCUCCUGACGACGAGCGUUAUCCGCAGGAGAGGGCAGCCGCACGUCCUUGGAGGGAACCGUUCUUCCUUCGCCCGUCUCGCCAUGCGCCGUCGCUGAGGUGGUGUCCCGUGGUGCCGGUCGAGAGAAAGAGCGAGCGAGCGAGAGCGAGAACGAGGAGGGCUACAUAAAUAGAAAGAAGGAACCGAGAAAAAAAGAGGAUCGGGCAGGAAGAGGGCGAGAAGAGGUCGACAAGUAACUUCUUGCCGGGGGACCAACGGCAAGAUGAAGAAUCGUGUGUUGCUAAAGAGUGCGUUGCUCCUGCUGAUCGCGGCGAACAGCCUGGUGACUGCGUCCGAGGACGAUGACUUGAUUUUCGAUCCAGAUGGUAAACAGCCCGCAGUCCAGACGCCGUUGAUCGAAACGCAGCACGACCAGUCCUUUUUCCACAGGCUAAAGAGAGGACUUUGGAAUAACUUCUUUGGGUUUACGACUACCACGACCACAACCACGACUCAAGCGCCGCCAGAUCCGGAAGAGACGAUAGAUCAAGAUCAAGAUAUUGACGAUUCGGUCUUCGUCAACACUAAAGAUGGCAACCAUACGUUCGCUCAACCAGAAACAUCAAGCGCGCGGAACGGCGUCAUCGAGAGAUUGACUCUCGACAAAAUCGACAACGACGACGAUGACGACGACGAAGAGGCCGAGCACAAUAACGAAGUGGAAGAUGUCGCGGAAAGCCGGAGGAUACCGGUGACAUACGGGAACAGCGACGACGAAGACUUGGCCGGCUCGGGCGACAUCGAAGGCAGCGCGAUCGAAGUAGAAUCACAUAUCAAUACGGAGGACUAUCGCAAUACCGCCGGUCCAGCGAGAUUCUAUCGCGUCACCCUGACGGUCAUCGAGCCCUACAGGCGGGAGUAUUCCGACAGGAACAGCCCCGUGUACCGAGAGCUGAGCAGCAAUCUCACGAAGGCUAUUGAGAACUUGUACAAUCAUCAUAUUCCGAAUUACAAUUACUUCGCGAACGUCGUCAAGAUAUCACCAACGUCCGACGCUUUCACGUCCCAGGUCACCCUCGACAUCGGCUCGACGUUCACGGACGAGCACCGUGUGCGCGACGUCCUCGAACAACAGCUGCAAUACCAUUCCUUGGGCAGCAUCCAAGUGAAUCCCGAAGGAUUCACCUUCAGGAUAUUCCAAGCCGGUGAAAAAGACACGCAGCCAGAAUGCGACCAAUCGGCCGAAUUGAUGUGCAAGAGCGGUGCAUGCGUGCCGUUAGAAUCGCGCUGCGACGGCGUGCCGCAAUGUGACGACGGUUCGGACGAGGACAACUGCCCGAAGGAUCAGAUCACAGGCGACGAUACGACCUCGGACCUGCCGACGGAGACCCCGGACUACGACAAGGAGGAGGAGGAGGAGGAGGAAGAACACGAGGAGGAGUCGACACUGAGGCCGUCUUCCGACAAGUGUCGCGCCGACGACACGGUGCGCUGCACCGACGGCAGCCGUUAUAUCUGCUCGGUACAGGAGUGCGACGGUAUUCCGAAUUGCGAUGACGGCGGCGACGAGGUCAACUGCCCGCACCCAGGCUGCGGCGCCGGCGAGUUCCCGUGCGACGUUAACAGAUGCAUAUUGGAGCAGCAACGAUGCAACUUCAUCGUGGACUGUCAAGACGGCAGCGACGAGCAUGACUGCCACUAUCCAUCUUGCUUGUCGACGGAGUUCAUGUGCAGAAACGGGCAAUGCAUCGACAGGAACAAAUAUUGCAACGGCGUGGAGGAUUGCUAUGACAAUAGCGAUGAGCAUAACUGUCAGUGCAGGGAUGACCAAUUCGAAUGCACGGCUGGUUUUUGCGUGCCUUUAUCACGACGAUGUGACGGAGUCACGGACUGUAUCGGUGGAAGGGACGAACAAAAUUGUCUGAACAUGACACGAUGCCGGCCGGACGAGUUCGAGUGCGACAACGGCUCGUGCGUCAGCCAGAACGCAAGAUGCGACGGACGAAACGAUUGUUACGAUCAUUCCGACGAGUACAAUUGCAGCGUGACCACCUGUAGCGGGGAUCAGUACCGGUGUAUGGACGGUACCUGCCUGAGUAUUGACAAACGCUGCAACGGACUCCCCGACUGCCGCAGCGGCGAAGACGAGAUCCAGUGCGGUUGCGGAGAGGCCGAGUUUCGCUGCACGGACGGCCGCUGCAUCGGCUACGAGUUGCAGUGCAACGGGGUGAACGAGUGCUCCGAUGGCUCUGAUGAGAGGGACUGCGGUUUGGCCCCGUGCCCUUCUAUGGACUUCACCUGCGGCGAUGGUUCCUGCAUACCGAAGAGCUCGGUCUGCGAUGGAUUCGACGACUGCCCCAGGGCAGAAGACGAGCUUCAUUGCGAACGGGAAUGCACGCCUAACCAGUUCAAAUGCGCCACCGGGAACAAAUGCAUCGAGGACGCCUACAGGUGCGACGGCCAUCCGGAUUGUCCAGAUCGCAGCGACGAGGAUUGCGUCCCAUCCGCUAACGACACCAGUACACACAUCACAUCGCCUGCCACCAACCCGUCGGAUCCACGCUGGCAGCCGGAACGCAGGAGAGAAUGCGACCCCAGGAAGGAAAUGCGUUGCGAUGACGGCGGUUGCGUUCUCUUGCGCCGUAGGUGCGACAGUGUCUUCGACUGCCUAGAUGGCAGCGACGAACGGGGUUGCGGUGGGAUAUGCACACCUGCCGAAUGGAAGUGCACCAGUGGCGAAUGCUUGCCGGAAAACAAUAGAUGCGACGGGUUAGCGCAGUGUGCCGAUGGCUCCGAUGAGGAUCAAUGCGCCACCGAUUGUCCGGCUGGAUGGUUCCGAUGCAACGACGGAUUGUGCCUCGACAAUAAGAGACGUUGCGAUGGCCGACCGCAUUGCUUUGACGGCUCCGACGAGAUCAAUUGCCCUCAUAACGAAUGCCCCGAGGGUCAACUGCCCUGCGACAACGGUGUCUGUAUCAGUAAGAACUUCUUCUGUGACCACAAUGUCGAUUGCCACGACGCUAGUGACGAGCGAAAUUGCCCGAAUAUCAACGAGAGCGGCGGCACGGAUAAGCAAUGUCCCCACGACAGUUUCACCUGCAACGACGGAAGCUGCAUAUCUCAGGCGGCGGUGUGCGACGGCCAUGCGGACUGUCCACACGACGAGGACGAGACCAACUGUCAUCGGGGAUGCACGCGGGAUCAGUUCCAAUGCGACAACGGAGACUGCAUCAACGCCGAUCAGAGGUGCAACGGAUACAUCGAAUGCGCCGACGGCUCCGAUGAACCCGAAGAAUGCGAACCACCGACAUCAGGUCACUGUGCGGCGGGUCAGUUCAUGUGCGUCUCUGAAAGAAGAUGCGUGCCGUACUCUUCCGUUUGCAACGGAAUUCCCGAGUGCAGAGACGGCUCCGACGAGGAGCACUGCGAUCAUUGGCUGGGCUGCACGGCCGAAGAAUGGAGGUGCAAGAGCGGCGAUUGCGUGCUCCGCCAUCAGCGUUGCGAUCGCCGGAUCGAUUGCCCGUACGACGAUAGCGAUGAAUUGGAGUGCGAUUAUCGACCCUCGCAAGGAAAUCACAGCCGGUGCCGGUCGCACGAAUGGCGGUGCAACGACGGCCACUGCAUACCGAUGCAUCAGCGUUGCGACAAAAAGCUCAACUGUCCCCGAGACAUGUCCGACGAGAUCGGUUGCAGUUACGAGAAUCAUACGAUCAACGAGGCGUCCGAGCUCAGGUUAAAGACGUACCCCAGUGAACAAGUGAUCAAAGAAAAUCCGGCGAAGCAAGGUCGCGAGGUCGUGUUUCAAUGCCGUGACGAGGGUCUCCUACGUGCCAGAGUACGUUGGGUCCGCGCGAAUGGUCUCCCUCUGCCACCCGGUAGCCGGGACAUCAACGGCCGCCUGGAGAUACCCAACAUCCAGCUCGACCACGCCGGGACCUACAUUUGCGAGGCCGUCGGCUACUCGCCGUCCACCCCGGGCAGUCAAAUCAGCGUCACCCUCGAAGUCGAGAAAUUUGAGCUACCGGCGACCAGACCUCCGCAAGCGUGCCAAUAUGACGAGUCCACCUGCAGCAACGGCGACUGCAUUCCCAAAUCGUACGUGUGCGACGGCAAGUUCGACUGCACCGACGGAUCCGACGAGAUGCGAUGCAGUCCGCACGGAUGCGAGCCCAACGAGUUCCGUUGCAGUAAUAAGCAGUGCGUCAGUAAGUUGUGGCGGUGCGACGGCGACAAGGACUGCGCCGACGGCAGCGACGAGGAGAGCUGCGCGCCGUCUCCUCCGGGAUCCGCCUGCCGUUACAACGAGUUCGCCUGCAGCAGCAACAAGCAGUGCAUCCCGAAGAGCUAUCACUGCGACAUGGAGCGGGACUGCUUGGACGGCAGCGACGAACUUGGUUGCUCUCCCGUCUACAUCGUGAAACCACCCCCGCCGAUGGUCGUUCUGGAGCCGGGCGACAUGUUGAUUCUGACUUGCACGGCGAUCGGCGUGCCGAUCCCCGAGAUCAACUGGCGGCUGAACUGGGGACACAUCCCGUCCAAGUGCACGACCACGUCGGUGAACGGGACCGGCACGUUGACGUGUCCGGACAUCCAGCCGGAGAACCAGGGCGCGUACUCGUGCGAGGCCUUGAACGUGGGCGGCUUCGUCUUCGCCGUCCCGGACGCGAUCGUCGUGGUGAAGGAGCCGGGCAACAUCUGUCCGAAGGGCAAGUUCAACUCCGAGGCGAAGAGCCCGGAGGAGUGCAUCUCGUGCUUCUGCUUCGGCGUCGCCGUCGAGUGUCGCAGCGCCGAUCUCUUCACCUAUCACAUCCCGCCGCCGUUCGACCGUCACAAAAUCGUGUCGGUCGAGACGACGCCGGCGAUCAAGAUCCACGGCGACAUCGGCAAUCAGAUCUCGCAGAUCCGGCCGCUCGGCCGGGACGGCGUGCAGCUGCUCGAGUCGUUCAGCAACGACCUAAACGUCUACAACACCCCGUACUUCGCGCUGCCGGAGAACUAUCACGGUAGCCAGCUGAAGUCCUACGGCGGUUAUCUCAAGUACACGAUCCGUCACAGCGGCAAUGGCACGCCGAACGGUGCGCCCAACGUCAUACUCAGCGGCAACAACUACAUUCUGGUGCACAAGGGCAGAGAGCCCGCGCCGGAUCUCGAGACCGAGGAGUCCGUCAGGUUCUUCUACGGCGAGUGGUACAGGCAGGAAGGGAGAAGCGAGACCGUGGCCUCCCGGGAAGAGAUCAUGAUGGCUUUGGCGAACGUGGACAACAUCCUCAUCAAGGUAAAGUACGACGACUCUCCGCAGCUGGACGUGCGUCUCACCAACAUCAUCAUGGAUACCGCCGAUGUGCGGAACACCGGCCUCGGUUCCGCGUCCUACGUGGAGGAGUGCCAGUGUCCCAGUGGCUACACCGGUCUGUCGUGCGAGCAUUGCGCACCUGGAUACCUGAGGCGCGAAAACGGACCAUGGCUCGGCCAGUGUUACAGGGACGAGCCACCGUGUCCUCCGGGAUACUACGGUGAUCCUUCGAGGAACAUCCCGUGUCAGAUUUGCCCUUGUCCGCUCACCAACCCGUCGAAUCAAUUCGCCCGCACGUGUCAUCUCGGGUCCGACGGACAGCCCACGUGCGACUGUCCCGCUGGUUACGUCGGGCGCAGGUGCGAGCAGUGUGCCUCCGGUUACCAAGGGAAUCCCCUGAUUCCCGGUGACAUGUGCGUCCCGGUACAGCAAUGCGAUCCUCACGGCAGCCUCAGUCCCAACACUGAUCCGCACACUGGCAAGUGCCACUGCAAGGAAUACGCUACGGGUCUGACUUGCAACCAAUGUAAGGCGAAUACCUUUAAUCUGGCCUCGGCAAAUCAAUUUGGAUGUAUAGCUUGCUUCUGCAUGGGCAUCACCAACAGAUGCAUCUCGUCUAACUGGUACAGGAACGAGAUUCGCGUAUCGUUCACCAACUCGAUCCGAGAUUUCUCUCUGAUCGAUUCGAGGAGCACCGACGCGCCGGCGAUCGUCGAAGGUAUUCGUUUGGACACCAUCAACCGGGAAAUCAUUUACAGCGAUUUCCCCAAUCGUGGCAAUAACGACGUCUACUACUGGCAAUUGCCCAGCAUUUUCCUGGGCGAUCAAAUUACGUCUUACGGCGGCAAUCUCAAGUACAGCGUCAGAUACGUCCCCUCUCCAGGCGGUCAAAGUUCACGGAACAACGCCGCGGACGUCGAGCUCAUCAGCGCUAACGACAUCAACCUACUGUACUACUCUCGCGAGUCGCCGGAGCCGGACUUCCAUCAAUCGUUCACCGUGCCGUUGCUCGAACAAUAUUGGCAACGCAAUGACGGCACCCAGGCGGACAGGGAGCAUCUUCUAAUGGCCUUGGCGGACGUACGGACCAUCAGAAUCAAAGCCACUUACACGACGCACACCAACGAAGCCGCACUUUCCUUCGUGUCUUUGGAUACUGCGGAGAAAUACAACACGGGCAAAGAGCGCGCGGUCGAAGUCGAAGAAUGUACUUGUCCUGUCGGCUAUAGAGGACUUUCAUGCGAGUAUUGUGACGUUGGUUACACGCGAGCCUUCGAGGGCCUCUAUUUAGGUAUUUGCGAGCCGUGCAACUGCAACGGUCAUUCGAACCAAUGUGAUCCUGAGACUGGCAUUUGCGAGAAUUGCGCGCAUCAUACCACCGGCGACUCUUGCGAGGUAUGUGAGCCAGGAUACGAAGGAGACGCCACUCGAGGCACCCCGAGUGAUUGUACGAGCGAGACACGCGAGCCGGGAUGCAGAUGCAACGAAGCCGGCUCGCGCAGUGCGUCGUGCGUCGAAGGCCGAUGCGAGUGCAAAAGGAACGUCGAGGGCCCGGAAUGCAAUCGGUGCCGCCCGUCGACAUACGGAUUACGUGCUGAGAACAUUGAUGGAUGCAUCGAGUGUUACUGCAGCGGGGUAACUGAUCAAUGUCACGAGAGCACGCUGUAUAUACAGCAAAUACCGAUGUGGGUGUACGACUCGCAUCACGGCUUCACUCUCACAGACUCAACCCGACACGAUGUGAUCGCGGAUGGCUUCGAAUUGAACGUGGCGAUGAACGAGAUCGGCUACCGUUAUCCGGACAGCAGAAGCCGAAGGCUGUUCUGGUCACUGCCGAGCGUUUUCACGGGCAACAAAGUGAAGAGUUACGGCGGAAACCUCACUCUGACGCAACACAUCACCGCAUACCCUGAAGCUAAGAGCUAUAAGGACCAAGACAUUCUGCUGAUCGGCAAUGGUGUCACCUUGUUCUGGACGAAUCCGACAGAGAUCCAACCUGAUAUUUCGAUGACCUACACUGUCCCGCUGAGAGAGAACGAAUGGAGGCGCUUGACGACCGAAGGGCCGCGCAGUGCUUCGCGAACGGAUCUCAUGAUCGUGCUGUCUAACUUGGAGGCUAUCUUAGUGCGCGCGUCUCACAGCGAGCGAAUGACUGCCACGUACAUCAGUGACAUCAGCAUGGAUACGGCUGUGGACAACCUCACCGGGAACCGACGGGCGACCCAAGUCGAAGCCUGCCGUUGCCCGACCGGCUACACAGGAAGCUCCUGCGAGACCUGCGCACGCGGCUACUACAGGGACACCAGCGACCGAAGCGUCAGUUACUUAGGCGCGUGCAAUCCCUGCCCUUGCAACAAAAACGAGGAGAGCUGCGAGAUCAGCAGGUCCGGUCAGGUCAAGUGCCACUGCUUGCCGCAUUACACGGGGCUGUACUGCCAAGACAUCGUCAGAGAAAGGACGACCACCACACCAGGCCCGAUACCGCCGGCGAGGAUCAUAGUUUACGUACAGGAACCGGAAUUCCAGAUCGUCCAAACGGGAAACACCGUCAGAUAUCAUUGCACGGGCAGAUCGCAAGAUAGCGACUCGGUGCGCAUUAGAUGGGAGAAAGAAGGUGGCCAAUUACCGCCCGGAAGAAGCGUGGACGACGCAAACGGACUGUUAGUCAUUAGGGAUAUAAAGGUAACUGACAGCGGCAUAUACGUCUGCCAAGUGAGCGACGGAAUCAACAUCGCGAUCAAGAAAGUCACCCUGACUGUCGGAGGGGUCAAUCCGGUAGCACCCAGAGCUGUGAUAACCCCGCCCUAUCAGGAAGUGCAAGAAGGUAGACCGGUGGAAUUCCGUUGCGAGGCUACCGGCAAUCCACCGCCGCAGUUGGACUGGGUGCGAGUUGACGGAGCCAUGAGCCCGGAGGCGACCUUCUACAACGGCGUUUGGAGUUUACCGGGCGCAUCGAAGAGCGACACGGCCGAGUACAAGUGCAUUGCCAAGAACAACGUUGGCACAGACGAGAAAAGGACCAUUUUAUACGUUAAAGACGACCCUAACAAGCCGCCGUCCCAAGUUCUACCGCCGACCGUAACGCCGCCCGAAUGGUCCGGGACCAGCGGCGACACCGUCAAACUGAUCUGCACGCCGUCUCAGCGCGCGAACAUCACCUGGACGAGAUCCGGCGGACUGCCGUUGCCGGGUUACGCCAGUCAGAGCGACGGGACCUUGUUCAUCAGUAACCCCAGCCCGAGCGAUUCCGGUAUAUAUGUGUGCACGUCGACGGAUGUCCGUGGAACGGAAACGAGCACCACCGCGAAGAUAGUGAUAGUGCCUCGCAGGGAUCCGCCGACGAUCAAAGUGAAGCCCGAACGACAGGUGGUGUCUCAGGGCACGGUGGCCGAAGUGCGAUGCGUCACCAGUGGCGAGCCGGGCGUACACGUGAAAUGGAGCAAAUACAUGGAUACGAUGAGCUCGCGCGUGCAGCAAGUCGGCGACACGCUGAGGAUUGUCAACGCCCAGGUUUCCGAUCGGGGGGUGUACAUCUGCCGAGUCAGCAGCGCCGCGGGCAAUUACGAGGCCAGCGCUAUCAUCGAAGUUGCGCCCCGGGAAGCUCCGGUGCUGGAGCUGUAUCCCCAAGACGUCCAGACCGUCAUUCUCGGCGGUUCCGCCGAUCUCCAGUGUCGCGCGAAGGCCGGUUUCCCUGUGCCCGAGUUACACUGGGCCCGCCAGGAUAGUCGGUCGUUCGCCUCCAACAUCGAACAGCUCCCGGGUGGUCUCCUCCGACUGUCGAACAUUACGACGAACGACGGCGGUGCCUACAUUUGCUCGGCGUCGAACGAGGUCGGCUCGACGUCGGUGAUCGCCCACAUCGAGGUGCAGUCCAUGCCUGUCAUCACCAUCACCCCGGGACACGGCAUCUUACAAGUGAAACGCGGGGGCCGGGUGCUUCUGAUGUGCAGCGCGAGCGGUAACCCGCAGCCCAACGUCGCCUGGAGCAAACACGUGAACGGGAUGACCGUGUACGAUAUGUACAGCAGAACAGCGGCCACGCCGUUGAGCGCCGUGCACGAGAUAGUCUCGGUUUCGCCCAACGACGAAGGCUCGUACACCUGCCAGGCGACAAACCCCGUGGGAAUAGCCGAGGAACGCAUUCAGAUUCGCAUCGAGGAUGACAACGACGUGGACGAGCCGUGUACCGGUGACAGAGGCGACAUUCCGUGUUCUCCCGACGAACGGCAGCCACAUCGACCCAGUCACAGAGACCCUUAUACGGGCCAACAAGGAGUAUUGAUCCCCGAAGAUUACCUGAGAAUCCCGAACGGCGGCAAGGUAGAGAUGCGUUGCCAGGUGUUCGGGCCUGACGGCGACCACAUCUAUUUAGACUGGAAGAGGAGCGAUCAUCGCUUCCUGCCGGAAGGUAGCACCGUGCACAACGGAGUGUUGAGCAUCCCGACCGUCGACAGGACCGCAGCUGGGGAAUACAUAUGCCUGGGCUUGGACCCCACCGGCACCGUGCUCUUCAGAGCGAAGUCUCAUCUUGAAAUUAUAUCCCCGCCGAGGAUCGAACUGAACCCUACGCGUCAAACGGUAGGACCCGGCGAAAACCCGUCUAUCGUUUGCACCGCCACAGGAGAUGAGCCUCUGCAUAUCGAGUGGGAGGCCAUAGGACGAUCACUGCCGUACUCGGUGACGCAUCACAACGGUGUCCUGCAAUUCCACGGCAUCACCUACUCUGACGCUGGCAAAUACGUGUGUAAAGCGACGAACGGAGCGGGAACGGCGGAAGCGGUGGCUGAGGUUUCAGUCAACGAGCAUCCUUACGACGACACGAGGAUUCGCGCCGAACACAGGGACGUGACGACGCACACCGGCAGUUCCGUACGUUUGCGUUGCGACGUGCGGGAACGCGCGACGAUCCAUUGGAGCCGCGAGGGACAAGCGUUGCCGAUCACCGCGCGAAUCGGGGAGGACUAUCUGGAGCUGAUGCACGUGAAACCGGAGGACAGCGGACGAUACGUCUGCCAAGUGCAAACCAGCCGCGGUGUAUCAAGCGACUAUAUUAAUUUCAACGUAUCGCUAGUUAAUUUGCUUGCGGAUUGCAUGCCAGUGUACCGAUCGCAGUGCAGGCACUGGGAAUAUGAAUGCAGAAGCCUACAAUGCAUUCCGAUGGAAUACUUUUGCGACGGCUAUGUUCAGUGCAGCGACGGUACUGACGAACGCUUCUGCCGCAACUUGCGAUACCGCCAAUUUCUUCAGAGACAACGCGCUGCUGCCUUGCCGUUGGUAAGCGUCGAGGUGUCCCAAGACCCGAUCAACAUCGGCGACACGGUCGACAUGCACUGCACGUGCACUGGAACGCGCGACCCGCGCUAUCACUGGUCGAGGCCGAACCACGUGCGCUUGCCGACAAACGCGCAGGCAUACGGCAACGUUCUGAGAUUAACGAACGUGGCCGUCGACGAUAGCGGGCCCUACAGGUGCACCGUCGACACAUCGGAGGGUACAUUCGAGAAGGAUUUGAAUCUAAUCGUCCACGGUGGGCACAACGACGAGCCAGCGAUUGAAACCAAAUUCGCACCGUACGGAUCAAGCCUGGAGAUGGACUGUCGCAUCGAUCUCGACCCGCCGAUACAAUUCCAGUGGAACAAACUCGGCGGACUUCUACCGCGAGACACCCAAACUUUGGACAACAAAUUGAAGCUAACUAAUGUAAAGGCCGAGGACGCCGGGACAUACAUCUGUGUUGCAAAUAAUGGACAUACGACCAUCGAAGUGCCUACGGUGCUGGUGGUGACCGGUGUCGUACCUAAUUUCAGCCAAGCGCCCGAAAGCUACAUCGCUUUACCGCCUCUACCCGACUCAUAUCUCAAGUUCAACAUCGAGAUCUCCUUCAAACCAGAAAGUAGCGAGGGUAUUCUCCUGUACAAUGACGAAUCUGGCAGCGACAACGGCGACUUUAUCGCUUUGUCCUUGAUUAACGGAUAUCCGCUAUUCAAAUUCAAUCUUGGCUCCGGACCAGCGGUCGUUCGUGCGGACAAACCGGUCACCCUGAGCGAGUGGCACACCAUCAAGAUCCAACGCAAUCGAAAGGAGGGAACGAUGUCGGUGGACGGCGAAGGCCCGUACAAAGUGGUAGCGGUGGGCAGGCGUCAAGGUUUGGAUCUGAAAGAGCCCCUUUACGUCGGCGGAGUUCCCAGUUACAACAGAAUCAACAAGGAAAUCGAAAUUAACUCCGGCUUCGUCGGCUGUAUAAGCAGACUGGUCCUCGGUGAGAAGCAAGUCGACCUGAUCGGUGAUCAGACCGACAGCAUAGGGAUCACAAAUUGCGAGACCUGCGCCGAGAAUCCCUGCAACAACGGCGGUGUCUGCCAGGAAGCAUCGACGAAGAACGGUUACACAUGCCUGUGCCGAGCCGGUUUCAGUGGCAAACACUGCGACUUUGUCGGGCAAUCCUGUUAUCCAGGUGCGUGCGGAGAGGGCAAAUGCGUCGACAAGGAAACCGGCUUCGACUGUUACUGCCCAUUGGGCAAAAUAGGAGCGCGAUGUCAGCGUUCGACGAAUGUUUACGAGCCGGCCUUCCAUGACGAGAGAGCUUUCCUCGCGCAUGAUACUCCAAAAGCUCUUAGACGGCUUAAGGUAGCCAUGAGUUUUAACCCCGCGGACACCGAGGACGGAAUCUUGAUGUAUUGUUCUCAAAGUGACGAAGGCCUUGGAGAUUUUGCAGCACUGGUGAUAAAGGACCGACAUAUCGAGUUCCACUUCGACAUCGGCUCUGGAGAGGCGGUGAUAAGAUCCUCUUACACCGUCCAGCCCAGGAUAUGGACGUACGUAACGGUGAACCGGGACUUUAAGGAAGCGAAAUUAUCGGUGAACGGCGAGCCGUUCAUGGAGGGCAAGGCGCCUGGAGCUUCGAGAACUAUGACCCUAAACACUCCCCUCUACAUCGGAGGGGUGGAUCGCAGGAGAAUCGUAGUCAACAAGAAAGUUGGUGUCGAUCGAAACUUCCGCGGAUGCAUAAGCGAGCUUGAAGUUUCGUCGGGCAGUACAGACAUACUGAAGUCGGCGAUCGACUCGGCUAAUAUCGAGGACUGUUCGAUGACACACCCGAAUCAAACGGUCGCACCUACCACCGCGACUACUAUGGCACCCACGCAACCACCAACGACGCCGUACAAUCCGUGCGCGUCGAACCCUUGCGUCCACGGUGUGUGUCAAAGUUCAAACGCGCACGAUUACUCGUGCACCUGCGAGUACGGAUACGUCGGCAGAAGUUGCGAGAACGUGCUGAAACAGUGCGAGCUGCUCGCACCGUGCAGAAACGGCGGCACUUGUACUAAUCUUCACGGAUCUUACAAAUGCGACUGCCGUCUCGGUUACAACGGGCAAAAUUGCGAGAAGCUGGCGGAAAUUACAUACGACAUCGCGUUCAAGGGAGACGGCUGGUUAGAACUGGAUAGAUCUGUGAUGACGCACGAAGAAGAACGCAGCGAGGUGUUAGGCCUCGAAAUUAGCACCAACAUGAGCAAUGGGCUCAUUUUGUGGCACGGCCAAACGCCGAACGAUCUAACACCCGAUGAUUACAUCGCCGUUGCCAUCGUGGACGGAUACGUAGAGUAUCAGUACAACCUGGGCUCCGGACCGGCCGUAAUUCGUGUCACCGCUCAGCGGGUCGACGACGGCGAGCGGCACAGGAUAAUCUUAAAACGUCAAGGUAGCGACGGCAGCAUCGAGCUGAACGGCGAGCACACCGAAAGCGGCGUGAGCGACGGCUUACAGCAAGUGCUGAACACACGAGGUAGCGUUUACCUGGGCGGUGUACCGGAUUACGCGAUGACCUAUGGCAGAUACCACGACGGAUUCUCCGGUUGCAUCUACACCUUGGAGGUGCAAGAUUCGGGUGCUAUCGACAUCGGCGAGAAGGCCAUCCGUGGAAUAAACGUCUCACCCUGCACCAGCGAUCGAACUGACAAACUUCCAACACGCGAUGACCCACGCGGACACUGAAAGGAAGAGAUCCGCAUUGUACAUUCGAGGAACGUACUGCGAAUUUGUAUCACCCUAUCGAGUGGUAACACCCGCUUACAUGCGUAAAUGUCGAAUCUUAAGCCAAAUAUAUCCGUUAAAUUUUUCACACGUAAUUAAUGUGUUUCGCGAAGGAUGUUCUAAGUAUAAAGGAUCAAAAGCAAAUUUAAUAUUAAGCUAAUCAAACGUCGUUCCGGCAUUGCACGACCUAUGAAGGGCGCGGCUUCACGAUUAUGCAAUAAGAAAAUAAUUUGUUUGUCAACGGGACAUCGCGGAAAUCGAAAAAUGCGAGAAGUAUUUAAUCCUUAAUUAAGUAUCCUUCCCCCCCCCCCUCCGAUCGCCCGGUUCAUCAGCAAACGAGAUGAAAAAGUGUGCGUAAAAGAUACGAAAAAGUGAUUGAUGCUUAACGAGAACGUAUGUGAACAGUUUUAUAUACGUAGAUAUACAGAGUCUAUUAUCUCUUGUAACUCACAUAUAUCGAGAUAUUUUAUAAUUAACGUGACUUUUUAUACUGCCUUUUAUUUGCACGGAGACAUAUAUGUUCGAUUCGCAUGUAAUGAGCCAUUGUUUCGGAAACGGUAAAAAGUCCAUGCAUAAUAUAAUAUGUUAAAUUGUCCAAUUCUCACGUUUUCCCACCGCUAAUAAUGGUCACCCUUUACGUUUUACCCUUUCUUUACUCAAGCUUUCGCGACGUCUCACUUUUGCAAAUUAGCCAUGUAUUACGAACAGCUGAUACGACAACUACGGAACGGAACCGCAAUUAACGAUGAAACGUAUAUAGUCUAUAAUUUUUCACUGCCAUAUAAUGAUUUGUUCAUAUUUGUAAUAAGAUGAAACAGGUGUGCCGGCGACGUCCGUACAAGAGGAUAAAUAUUAUUCACUAGCGUAUGAGUGUAAUCAAAAUUCUACCGACAUUUUUAUCUCUCUUAUUACCGAAAAGACAAUAAAAUCUCGUCGCAGCAGAAGCAUUUCAUUGGGGGAAACAACAAGCGACUCUUUCUACGCGAUAUUAGGUGUCCGAUUUUUACAUUUUGAACAAAAAGAGCAUACAUUUAUAUAUUUAAAACAUACAUUUAUAUAUUUAUAAUGUGAAAUAUGUAAGCUGCACGAACGCGUUGAUUUCUACUAAUAUUAAAUAUUAUAGGCCGCCAUGAAGAGGAAAAUUCUCAGAACAAAGAACAUCAAUAAUCAGAUGGAGAAUCUUAUAUACAUAUGUAUGUAUGUGUAUAUAUAAUUGUUAAAACUCUCCAAAUCUAGAUUGCACUCAUACCUUGAUGAAUAUUUAUUAUUUAUCUUAUGCAGGGUAUUCCAGAAUUAUAGAUGAAGACUUGACUGGGUAAUAAAUUACAAACAAAAGACAAAUAAAAACGUCUUAACAAACAUACAGCACAGACCUCUAAGGGAGGUUCUAAAAAUGCCCAAAGAACAUCCCUAUGCCCUGAAGACAUUCAUCGAGUAAUAUUCUCUAUGGGAUAAGUUUAGAAAUUAGUCGUUUUUAAUAUAUUUAACUUUUUAUUUUAUAAACUAUAAGUUGUUUCGGAUAGUUAUUUUUUAAUUUUUAGGUGUUGUUUUUCUUUUUGUAAAAUUUCAUAGAUCAAAUUAGACUGAUUUAAGGCUCCUAGACUCUCUAGCUUUGGCUGUCCGAUGAUGUCAGAAGCGACAAAUCGCACGCCAAAAUAUAUUACGAUAUAUGUUACGGAAUUUAAGUUCAAAGACAUUUCCAAUAUAACGAGCUCUUUCAUUCGCGAUGGAAUUGCGCGUGUUACAUCAUCUAUACAUGAAAGGUGUACCAGUCGUAUCCCGAAUAAUCUGAUUACCCACUUAAGUCGUUAUCUAUAAUUUUAAAACCCUAAAAAAAAUUCUAAUACCCCGUAUGCAUAGAUGCUUAUAUGCGAUUUUUAAUAGACAGAUAAUCAAGGAUCGAUAAAUAAGUAAUAAGUAAUAAAUGAAUAAUCGAUCAUAGCAACAACAUCGAACGAUCGUAUGUAUUUUUCGUUCGAGUGUGUCGAGAAGAACGAUGAAAGUUGCGUAUAAAAAAAAAAUUGCGAUACGUAAAAAGAAUUGGUGCUAGUGAAAAAUAGAUCACCACUUAUGUGAAAUUUAUAUUAAAUAUGAUAUGAGAAACGCGCGCGCGCGCGCAUAUGUAUAUACACUAAGUGAGCAGUAAUUUGCGUUCUUUAAUAUUCUCUACAUUGGUGAUUUCAUGAAAGUAAAACAUACAAUUUGAAAGUAACAGGAUCACAUGAGUACACCUCGGAUCACUGUCCAGGAUAAAACAAUGGAAAUACGAUAAUUCAUAUUAUAGUAUAUACAAAAAUAAAUCAUUCAAAUGUAUUUCCACGUGACGAGCGAUAAAUGUGAUUUGUAUCUCUUUAAACCUGCGAAUUAUUAUCUGGCAUACGGAUAAAAUGCUUUUAUUUCGAUAUAGUAUAUCAUAUGAUUGAUUCUCAAUUGAAUAUAUUUCUUUUUCUUUACGUAACUUUAUGUGGCCAUUUUAUAGUUUUUUGACAAUAAAGUAGAAGGAAUAUAUCCUCAAUAUAUAAAUAUGAGAUACAUAAUAUGUAAAAAAAAAGCCUGCCUUGAAUGCACAUUGACAUCAGACCGUGUCUCUCCUACUCUUUUUUAUACAUCCUUUUAUCGGCAGGUGCCGUCUAACGCG